AUGGCAUCCAUUCGACCGCGCCCUAUCUCUCUCCGCGCCCUCCACGCUGCGUCGACAGCAACGCGACCAACAUGCCGACACUUCCUCUCUCGUUUCCCCUCAGCCUCUCCUCUCUCAAGAAAAGCGCCAAUCACACGCAACCACUCUACAUCCUCCGUCUCCCCCGAUGAGCUCUCCCAUUUCUCAGCCCUCGCGAGCUCCUGGUGGGAUCCAAUGGGUCCAUCCCGAAUCCUCCACUUGAUGAACCCUCUCCGACACGAAUUCAUCGCAUCCUGCCUCGCGGACAGCCCUCCUCCAACCGCCGAAACUACCAGCGCAGGCACCUCAACCGCCGCAAACCUACACUACAUGGACAUUGGCUGCGGCGGCGGAAUCUUUGCAGAAUCUCUCGCACGCACAAUCCCACUCGACCCAUCCGCCCCAGCACCAACCGCAACCCGCGCAGCCUCAAUGACAGCAAUCGACCCAUCCACAAUGCUAAUCCAAGUAGCCCGCGAACACGCACGCAUGGAUCCAACCGUGGACGCACACCUCCGCAGCGGAAAAUUCAAAUACCUAAACACCACGCUCGAAGACGUCCUCGCAUCCACAUCCACAUCCGGAUCCUCCGAAUCCACACCCUCGACGGGCGAACCCUUACACCCCCAAUUCGACAUGGUCACUCUCUUCGAGGUAAUCGAACAUAUCGACCCCACAACAACAACCCCGCAAGCCUUCCUCUCCAACUGCCUGCGCGCUCUCAAACCCGGCGGCUGGCUCAUCGGAUCCACCAUCUCCCGCACAUUCCCGUCCUUCCUGCUAAACCAGGUCAUCGCCGAAGCGCCGUGGCCGAUUGGCGUUGUCCCACGCGGCACGCACGAGUGGAGCAAGUUUGUCAAUCCGCCGGAACUACAUGCGUGGGCGCAGGAGGGCCUGAUGCGGGCUGCGGAUACGGCGACGAGUCGUGGGGGGCCGAGUGCGUUGGAGGGGAUGAGGUGGAAGUGUAUGGGGACGAUUUAUGUUCCUGGAUUGGGAUGGAAGAUGGUACCUGGGUCGGAGAGUUGGGGGAAUUACUUCUGGGCUGUUAAGAAGGGUGUUUGA
Messenger RNA from Penicillium cataractarum, 1080 nucleotides. Its product is annotated as 3-demethylubiquinone-9 3-methyltransferase. Gene Ontology annotation, biological process: ubiquinone biosynthetic process. The transcript has a single exon. Gene Ontology annotation, molecular function: 2-methoxy-6-polyprenyl-1,4-benzoquinol methyltransferase activity. NCBI's taxonomy places the organism in Eukaryota, Fungi, Ascomycota, Eurotiomycetes, Eurotiales, Aspergillaceae. Bases 1 to 1080 code for a protein of 359 amino acids. The record is from RefSeq and is a predicted model, not a curated record.